AGAGACACUCCGUCCGUUCUCCCAUAGUCAAGCCAAGCGUGAGACAAUGAGCUUUAUGGUUCGCCGUAGAGCCGUUAGCGACCGCUGCCGCUCUCCACUUCUAACCGCCCAGCUGAUAUCGACUUCUUGCUCAGCCCCAGCCCCAGCCCAGGGUCCUCGAUAAAUCAGACAAGAAUGCCUGCUUUGGAAGAAUGACGACACUUAUUACUAUAGCCUGCUAGCGAGGCUGAUUUCCUAGGUUGCGUAAUGUGAAGAAGAUGGUCACUGGGGCCCAGUGUACACAGCUUUGCAGUUUGGUCACGCAAAGAACCUGAGUUUUGUACAACGCCUUUUUUAACAAGACAAGAGCGCAAAUUUUUAAGGUCUGCCUACAUUGUGACCACUGUUAUUUAGGUACUGCUGUCCUAAAAAUACACUUAGCCGGGGUAUUGGCUGCAGGUGGUUUAGUUGGAUAAAAACCGCUUGCCGCCUUACAAUGAAUGUAUUUGACGAAUUACAGAAGGUGUUAUUAUCGGCAUCUGUUUCCCUAUGGAAACAAAAUCAUGGGCUGUUAUUGGAAAGCGCCUUACACAGCCGAACCUGCUGAACAGGAUACCUAGAACCUCCAGCUGAAAGACUUGUUCACACUCUCCAACCUCACCUCAACACCCGAGUCUGCAUCUACAACAUAACAAAAAUGAGUUCUUUACAAGUACUUAACAUAUCCAGCAUAAUUUUCCGCUAUUCUGGUCUCGUCGCAAAUCUCAUAGCUAUCUCUUCAGCAGCUCAAGUUCCGCCAGGGAGUCCCCCGUUGCGGUAUAUACACGAUCAACUCCUUGCGAUCCAGCCGGAGCUGAUAGAUGGCCUCUUGUCCUUGCAGAAAGAAAAGCCCCUUUUGGAUGACGAAAACUUUACUGCCAUACUGAAUUGUGCGAGAGCGUGUGUAAGGGACUGUAACACUCUUCUUAAGGCUGCCAAGACAAAUCUUGAGAGAGAGACUCAAGAUGGGCAAGGGGGACAGUUCCUGCGUUUAGUUGAUCAGCUAUUCGUGCCUCCAUAUAUUAGGAGUCUCCAAGGCGCGGUCAAUGAGUACACUCGACCAAGUACUCGCUACUCGGCGAACACCAUCAUAUGCCAUUUGCAUGGCCAAUUGGAAGAGAUUGAAACCCGGUUCAAUAUCUCUCCAGGAUGCGAGGCUUUUGAAGAGCUCCAAAGGUCUACAGGCCUUGUUAACGUUCAACUCGGCCAAAUUUCUUGCGGAACAGAGGCUUGGGACGAAAUCUGUGACAGUCUGCAACACAUAUUAUCCAACCUUCACCACCUACAGACGGCACUCCCAAUGUUAUGCGCCCUCAACCAUAGCGAGAGAUCUUUUCGCUGGAGUAGGGUCUCGAAAGCUCUCGAGGGAACGUUCUCCUGGGUCUUUCGAGAACAAAGAGACGACGCUACCCAUGCUCAAUAUUCGUUGCGUCGCUGGCUCACUUCAGAUCACAGCCUUUUCUGGAUCACAGGAAAAUCAUGUUCAGGGAAAUCGACAUUGAUGAAAUUUGUUUCCGAACACCAAGAUACCCGGAAUUUACUGCAGAAAUGGGCUGGGCAUAGGGAGCUAUUGAUCGUCAAUCACUACUUUGAUGCCACGGGUCUACCAAUCCAGAGAUCGUUUGAGGGACUCCUGAGAUCCCUCGUAUUUGGAAUUCUCAGUGCAAAGCCAAGUAUCUUGAAGAACUCGCCGUCGAAUCUUGGCUCAGCAACGAGCACCCUGCCGGCAACUUUCAAAUUAGGAGACAUAUUGAGCUCCAUAGCAACGAACGAAGUUUCAGUCAACAUUUGUUUCUUUAUCGAUGGGCUGGAUGAAUAUGAGGGAGAUCAUGCUAAGCUGUGUCAACUGAUAGAAGAUUUAUCAUCUCUCCCUCAUGUCAAGGUCAUUGUCUCUAGCAGACGACUGGCUGUGUUUGAUACUUCACUCAAUAUUUCCUCUGAAGCCAAACUAUUUAUGGAAGAGGUCAAUUGGAGCGAUAUCAGCAGAUACAUCACUUUUCACUUGGAGGGAAGCCAGGUACAAAGCUAUAUGAACCGUUCGAAGUACAAGGAUAUCAGUGCUAAAGCAGAGGGAGACUUCCUCUGGGCUGUUUUGGUAACUCGUUUUCUCCUUGAGGAUCCGCCUCUCGUGCUUGAUGCCUACAACGGAGCAGAUAGUGUUGCAGGCAUCCCCAACAAUUUACCAGGCCUAGCGAAGCUUGUGACAGAAUCUUUGUCUUGUGGAAAAGCUGCUGAGUAUCUGACAAUGGCUCGCGAAGCAAAACGGUACCUAGCUGCCGAAAUCCUCUACUUUCACAACUUCGACUUUGCCAAUGAUAUGUACGCUUUCAUGACACCGAAGGAACUUUUAUCGACACGUGUCGAGAAAACAAAAGAACUACAUCACCGGAUUUAUCGUGACAUCAUACAGACGUGUGGGGGACUACUGGAAGUUGUCGAUGGACAAGUUGUCUUCGUGCAUCGAGCUGUUUUGGAAUUGAUGCAUUCUGAAGAGUUUCACAACUACUUACUUACCAAAGCUCGGAAAGGGUUCGAUUCUGACCUCUCGGUCUUCAAAGCAUCAGUUUCUUGGUUCAAGCGCAAAUGUUUCAGGAGCGGCGAAUUCGUCGACUUACAGCCCGAGCCGGCGGCGGUCACUCUAGCAUAUGUCAAGAGUCUUUCAAAGUUCCAUAGGAAAUUAGGAAGUACCUUGCCCGAUUUUCAGGAUACAUUUAAUAAGCCAGUCUACGUUUACUGGAUGACAAAGGCUGUCAACAUCCGAGGAGGCUUUCACAACGUAUGCAAGCACGAAAGAUGGCUGGAUGUUGUCAAAGACUUGGGAUAUAGCGACGAUACUGCACUAUCAGUUUCAGAUCCACUCAAGAAGCUGUAUAAGCGAUGGCUUCAUCCGUACGAAGAGCAUCUGCACCAAAAGAAGCUAGAAGAUCACGACCCUAUGAAAGAUAUUGAAGACCUUGUUGAGAGCUUGAGGAAAUGCCUUGAAUAUGCACGACGUUGCGAUCAGAAGGAAAAUAUUGUUGCCACAACUUGGGCGCUCCUUGACAAUAUUGAAGAAUCUCUGUUGUCGAUGACUGCGAGAAAUCAAUUCAACAUAUCAGACUUGUCUAUGACAAGGGGUAUUUAUCGUCAUCUUGUGAUUGAAUCUGGUAUCCAGAGAUACAUCGCGAACAAACUCUGGGUUGAUCCAGGAUAUUUUGACAACAAAUAUUCACAGAACUACCGGUCAGCUCUUUGUUCUGCGCUUGGAGCAGCACCACAUAGGCUUCAUCCCCCGCAUCUCAGUCCAGAGUCUGUCGAUAUAUCGCUCUUUAAAUCACUUCUUGCUCUUGGGCAUAAGCCAAACAAGUUUCACCAUACAGGGCAGACACCUUGGGUGUCCUUUGUGAAUACCUAUGUUCCUAACACAUUGUCCAAUUCACCCCCGAGGCUCGACAAGAUAAACAUCAAUCUGAUAAAUGAGAUAUCCAUUCUCAUGCUUGAGCAUGGGGCCAGGCCAGGAGACUAUGUGGAACUGCUGGACAAGAAAUCGAGAACGUGGAAAGUUCCAAUUUGGUUCAAGUUCCUCAUGCUGGCCCAUUGGGUACCGACUUUUCAACAGGCCAUGUCCAAACGUGUUUUCAGUAUGAUGUUAGAGAGGGCCCCAGAUAUCCCUGAUUCCAGAGCUUUACUGGAACUUAAAUCCUAUGGCGAAACAUAUGAAUGGAUUCCUUUUCCAUUAUGGGCAAUAUGUGCUGACAAUUUUGCACUGCCUAAUGUGUCCGAUUCUAGCCCAUCUGAUGCUGAUUUUGUAUUCAGGGUAUUUACAGGAGUUUGUGAAAAGAAUCUGGAUAACUUGGAAAUGUCUGAAAGGUCUCGAAAAUACCUCUCGAGUUACUUCCUCCCAGACUACCCGGAGCUUAGUAGACAAAUAUUGAUGCUCAUUCCCGGAAGCGACUCCAGGACGAUAGGUUUCACAACAAUCACCUCAGUCACGCGGGACGGAAACACAGAGAGCAUUGAGGGUCUAAAUUCUACGGCUGUGACUUCAAUUGAGCUUCCAGAAGGUAUAGAGGUUGAAUCUCCUAAAGACGGUGCAGUGUGCAAUAGUGCGAGAGCAGAGUCGGAUGCAUUCGUUGAUGAAGUUGGCUCAAUUCAGUCGAUUGGCGAGGACAUUCAGUCAAACAACAGCAGCAUUGCACGGACUCUAGGCACCAUCGCGGCUGAGCGCCACAUUGGCGACUUGCUUUCCCAGCAUCCGGAUCUCCGCUUUAUCAUUGAUAUAUCCUCAGAACUCAUGCCAAAGGAGAGGCUCGAGCGCAACAUUCGGAGAUCACUCAAGCUUUUGUAUCUUAAACUCAGAGAGCACGCGGAAAAGCACAUCGAAAUCCAGGUUUGGACAACUCGAAUGCUUAAGGGGCGAGGUUCAAGGACUAGAAUCUCAAAAAGAACUGUCGAUGGCGAGUUAGCAUCCCUACCUCCAGUGAAUAGCAAUGAAGAAGAGGAAGAAAUACGCCCAAGCUUUCGAAAAGAUCGAGCUUAUCUAAACAAUUGGAUAUUAAAAACGGAACUGGCUCCAAGGCCAGAUGAGAAGCCUCAGCAGCCAGCAGAUGAGACUGACCAUACUAAGCUGGCAGAAAGCGAUGACGAUAUUAGUGAAGAAAUACAGAGUGAUUCUGAAGAAUUUCAUGCAGUUCAAGUCGCAGAAGAAUUUCUCAUGAAGGGUCCUCCUUUCCAGGCGUUCUUGGGACACCUUGGACUCUCAUUGUUACCUGAUGCUCUCAAGCAGGUCAUGCAAUUAGCUACGUGGGAUACCAUUGAGCUGAUUGAUACUCCGGCAGAAGUCUCACUUUCUGAUCAAAUCAAGACUUCUGUGGAAAAGCUGACCGGCAGCCCCUGGGAUUGGUGGCCACUCAGACCGCCGGAGGUACCUUUGCGAAGGGGAUACGUACGAAUGAACUGGGCUUGUGUGAGUUAUAACGAGCAUACAUGACUUUCAAUGCAACCUCCUGACCAGAAAUAGCAUUGCGGCAAGCCGUUUUGGGUAGACAUUACUCCCUCUCAAGCACGAAUUAUUAAGAGAAUGACCCAGAACCCUACCACGUUUGCUGAAGACCACCACAAAGUCACCCAUACCAAGCGUAAUGCCUUCCAAAGGGUCACAGCAUGGUUUAAAUGGAACUCUGGAGCCAUUUUACCUGUCUCGACGCCAACAUCCCAAGGUAGUCAACAGUCGUCUGGUGUGGGUGGCAACAACCGAGUUCAACAGGGGGUGGCUAUUGCAGAGCAGAACAACAUCCCGCCUGUGACUAUUGAUGAUCUGAGGAUCUUAUUUGGAGUACCCAUGGGACUUAAGACGCUACAUGUGAUCCCGAUCCCGGUCAAUCAACCAGACAGCAACGUUUUUCCACAACUGAAGGCUGAGUAUAGAAGAAUGCGUGGCCGAUGGAGAGCUUGGUUCUCUUUCUGGCAGCUCAGUCACUGCAAUUUUGUCAAGUUUGAAAGCAUUGCCCGCAACAUUGUUGUCGCGUGCGGUCAAGAUCUGCCAAAGGCUAGCGACUUGGACUACGAUUACACGCCAAAACCACCCCAAGCAUCAAUACCACCUGUUCAUCCACAUAUCUUUGAAGCUGCAUUCAAUAGCUGCACUGGUGGCAAAUGCCGAAACCUCUCUCCUUUUCACAACUGCUAUGAGUUCGAAGAAACGACUUACAUAAAGAGAAUUCCGAAGAAGAAGACACCACUUUCACCAGGAAGCAUUGAUAUUCCUAUCUGGGGUCUCGAAGCCCGGCAUUGCAUCUCGUGCUUUCAUGUUAUUGUAUACCACUUGCUUAUUCUCAUUCCUCCCUUUGUGCUGUGGGGAUGGUGGAUGAUCAGGCAUCCUGAUGAUAUACAGAGCGCAUCUGUUCCGAUGACUGUUGUUUUGGCAAUGAUUUCUAUGUUUUGGAGUGCUACUGGAAUUAUGAAGCAAUUUCGUGGCGAGCCAUAGUUCUAUGGGUGGUCAUAGAUUUGUUUUAUGUCAGAGAUCUGCAGGAAAUAGAAAAAGCUGGUAUUAAACAGAACGGAAGAAAAGAGAUUUAUUAUAUGCCAUCUGUUGUUUCCUCU
This is a messenger RNA of Fusarium verticillioides 7600, 6099 nucleotides long. RefSeq lists its product as hypothetical. The coding region runs from base 677 to 4987 and encodes 1436 amino acids. Gene Ontology annotation, molecular function: DNA binding. The record is from RefSeq and is a predicted model, not a curated record. Lineage: Eukaryota; Fungi; Ascomycota; Sordariomycetes; Hypocreales; Nectriaceae. The transcript is spliced from 3 exons.